UUACUGCAAUUAAAAAAAUAGAGAACUAAGAAAGAAAGAAAGAAAAAUAUAUAUUCCUGAAAUACAUGAAGAAUUUCUCAUUAAAACUGUAGAAAACAUGAUUACUUAGGGGGAAAGCUGACUGGAAUAAGAAUUCCAUACCAUAGGUGGUAUGGAGGAUACCCUAAAAGGAACCAGAUGAAUACACAAAAUAUUAAAAUUAAUUUCUUGAUGGUAGAAUAUAAAUUGUAGAAUUUCAAAUAUGUGAGUAAUGCAAGUUUGUUUGAAAAGUAGUCAUGUUAUUUCCUCUUUCCUGGAAGUCACCUCAAUCACAUGGAACCAGGCAAUGAUACACAAAUUUCAGAAUUUCUUCUCUUGGGAUUUUCAGAAGAACCAGAAUUGCAACCUCUCAUAUUUGGGCUUUUCCUCUCCAUGUACCUGAUCACUGUGUUUGGAAACCUGCUCAUCAUCCUGGCCACCAUCUCAGACUCCCACCUCCACACACCCAUGUACUUCUUCCUCUCCAACUUGUCCUUUGUAGACAUCUGUUUCACUUCCACCACCAUCCCAAAGAUGCUGUGGAACAUCCAGACAGAGAGUAAAGCUAUCACCUAUGAAGAUUGCAUCACGCAGAUUUAUUUUUUCACACUCUCUGCAGUGUUGGACAUCUUUCUCCUGACAGUAAUGGCCUAUGACCGGUUUGUGGCCAUCUGCCAUCCCCUGCACUAUACAGUCAUCAUGAACCUCCGGCUCUGUGGACUGCUGGUUCUGGUGUCCUGGAUCAUGUGUAUCCUGAAUUCCUUGUUACAAAGCUUAAUGGUGUUGCAGCUUUCCUUCUGUACCAACUUGGAAAUCCCUCACUUUUUCUGUGAACUGAAUCAGAUGGUCCAACUUGCCUGUUCUGACACAUUUAUUAAUAACAUGGUGAUGUAUUUUGCAGCUGUCCUGAUGGGUGGUGGUCCUUUUGCUGGUAUCCUUUACUCAUACUCUAAGAUAGUUUCCUGCAUACGUGGAAUCUCAUCAGCUCAAGGGAAGUAUAAAGCAUUUUCCACCUGUGCAUCUCACCUCUCAGUUGUCUCCCUAUUUUAUUGUACAAUGCUAGGUGUAUACCUUAGCUCAGCUGCUACUCACAGCUCACACUCAAGUGCAACAGCCUCAGUGAUGUACACUGUGGUCACACCCAUGCUGAACCCCUUCAUCUACAGUUUGAGGAAUAAAGACAUAAAGAGGGCCCUGAAAGCCUUCUUUGUGAAGGAAACCACAAAAUUAUCUUAGGACUGAAGAAGUCCCAUGAUUGCAGAGGUCAAAGCCUCAGAUUCAGAAAUGGUGAUUAUUUGAUCAGACUGUGAAGAAUAUUGCUCUUUCUUUGUUUCCUGGAAUUUCCAUUUCUUUGACCUUGACUUCUCUACUCGAUUUAUGUAACUCACUUUACUAAGCUUUCUGCUCUCUCUGAUAUCCAACAGCUUUCUCUUUGUUGUUAUCCUAAUUGGCCAAAUUUGUUUCCAACCAUGGAUCAGAAAUAUUUGGAAAUUCCCAUUUACCUAAUGCGACAAUAUGGAUUUAUUCAGAAUAAUUUUUCUCAAAUGAUGUAUAUCAUACCAAAUAAUUUUUCUUUUGUUUUACUAGAAGCAAUGUCAUGAGUUGUACUACUCCUAUGGAAAAAACUACACUUGACGACCAAGGCAAUUUCUAUAAUUUUACAAUAGAAAAAAUUGUGAGACCACUGUUUUUCACUUUUCUGUUUGACAUUUCAUUGUAUAUCACCAUCUUAACUGCUCUUCUUCAUAAUAUAGACUUUAACAUACCAGUGGGAUCCUUUUCUCUUUCAGCUUGGUGCUCACAAUGCCUACCUUGGUCACUGACAAAAUGAUUAUCAAACACAUAUCUCAAAGAGGAGUCUUCAUUGAAAGACAUAUUAUAAUAAAUACACCAACCUGAUAUGACCUUGAUGAUCAGCAAAAAUAAUAAAGGAGCAAAAAUAAAUUUGACCAGAAGACAAAAGUAGUGACAUCCUUAUGGUGUCAAUCACCUUACAACUGAACACUCCAAGAGAAAAAUGUGCUAAGAGAAUAAACCAACACUUUACCAAAGGAAAUAUGCAAAGAGCAACAAAAGUUGGACAUGUUAUUUAUGAUGCAGUAGAAGACUUGUUUUUUCUCUGCCUAUUUCAUAUUUAUUUGAACAAUUGGAUUUUAUACAAUCUUAUAGUGUGAGCCAUGUCCUUUCACUUUUCUAAUGUGGCUUCUUUCUUUUUCCUGGGCUUUGAGUUUUGAUCUCUUUUUUUGACAAAUACUCUAUAAAAUUCUGCACAUGCCAUGGUAAUCCAUCCUCUGACUCUGAAUAAAUUUCUCCAUAAGCUUUAUGCCUGAGGACAUUAUGUCAUA
This is a messenger RNA of Equus caballus (horse), 2363 nucleotides long. Lineage: Eukaryota; Metazoa; Chordata; Mammalia; Perissodactyla; Equidae. The record is from RefSeq and is a predicted model, not a curated record.